AUGUCAUCCCAAUUAAUUGACAAAUUUAGACAACUAGAUGCUUAUGCCAAAACCUUAGAGGAUUUUAGGAUAAAAACCACUACCGGCGCUGCAAUUACUGUCAGUGGUGGCCUGAUUAUGAUUUUGUUAUUCCUCUCGGAAUUGUACACAUAUAUGUCGCCUAACAUUUCGGAAGAACUUUUCGUGGACACGUCGAGAGGUCAUAAACUGAGAAUUAAUUUGGAUGUAAUUGUACCUAAGAUAUCAUGUAAUUAUUUAGUUCUAGAUGCAAUGGACUCAUCAGGUGAACAACAUUUACAAAUGGAACAAAAUGUCCACAAAAGAAGGCUUGACCUGGAUGGCAAUCCAAUAGAAGAACCUAAAAAAGAAGAAAUUGCUGUUUCAUCUACAAUAAAACAAAACAUAUCUGAUGUUGCAAUAAUAACAUGUGGGAGUUGUUAUGGAGCAGCACUUAAUGAAUCUCAGUGUUGUAAUACAUGUGAAGAAGUAAAAGAAGCAUAUAGAUUUAGAAGGUGGGCUCUUCCUGAUUUAGCUACCAUAGAACAAUGUAAAAAUGAUGAAUCUAUUGAGAAAACAAAUAAUGCCUUAAAGGAAGGCUGUCAAAUAUAUGGAUACAUGGAAGUGAACAGGGUUGGUGGAAGCUUUCAUAUAGCUCCAGGAAAAAGUUUUACCAUAAAUCAUGUGCAUGUUCAUGAUGUGCAGCCAUAUUCAUCAUCAGUGUUUAAUACUACCCAUUAUAUUAAACACUUAUCCUUUGGGAAUGGCAUAGAUGGUGCUAAUACAGCACCCCUAGAUGGAACUCAAGGUGUUGCUAAAGAAGGUAAGCAUGGAAGUUAUGCACAAUUAGGGGCCACCCCUUCAUAA
Molecule: messenger RNA, 864 nt
Organism: Arctia plantaginis
Lineage: Eukaryota; Metazoa; Arthropoda; Insecta; Lepidoptera; Erebidae
Source: the annotation of a GenBank genome assembly